Acanthamoeba castellanii str. Neff is the source of this 300-nucleotide messenger RNA. RefSeq lists its product as uncharacterized. The transcript has 2 exons. The record is from RefSeq and is a predicted model, not a curated record. Lineage: Eukaryota; Discosea; Longamoebia; Acanthamoebidae. The coding region runs from base 1 to 300 and encodes 99 amino acids.
AUGGCCACGCUGAUCGGCCUGGGCAUGAUCGUCGUCAUCGCCGCCGUGUUCAUUGGCAUCUACCUCUACUUCAAAAAGAAGAACUCGACGUACACCAUACUGAAGGAUCAGCGGAUCCGUGCGAUCUCGUGCAAGGCGGCCGAUCAGCAGUGCCAGUCCGUGUGCGAUAUCACCAGCGAAUGCAACGGGUGGCUGUAUGAUCGGCAGAGCAACGGAUCGGGGCCCAAUUGUUGGGUCAAGUAUUUGUCGCCGUUGGUGCCCUCGUCGGCCGAAUCGCUGCCUGGAUGGGAUGUGGGAUAG